UUAUACCAGUGUUUAUGUGUUUAGAUGAAUAAACAAUGCUGUUGUGUUAUUAAGUUGUUACAUUACUGCUUUUUUAAUUUGAUGCUCGACCAACUUUUGAAUACUAUUAUUUAUUUAUUAGGGAUAGUCUGUAAUAUGUUAUCUCUAAAAUGUAAACUAUGUGACGGUUUAAUGCUACUGGGAUAAUUCAUCAUUAUUAUUAGAUGAAGCAUACUUAAGCUUCGUUGGUUUCAGCUUCUCAGUAGCGGUUGAUAGCUGCGAACUCCCGACCACAGUUAUAAAAAAAUUAACUGUUAAUCCAAGGUUUUCAUUUAAGAUCGUAACAAAGAGAACAUUUUUAAACGUAAAAUGUCGCACAUUCCGUCAAUAGAUUAUUUCAACAAUGCUAUUUGGAAUAUUCAACCAGUCUUUGAUAAACCGUCUUCACAAGAUCCCUCUACAUCACACUCUGAAAAUUUCGUAGUCGUCCCGCAGAGCCAGCUAGAUUCUUCUAUCCGACUGAUAAAUUCUGAAUUCGAGAUAAUGGGUUAUUCAAAAGUUUUAAGGGUGGAAAAUGGAGAAAUUCAAAUCACUAUGAAUAGUUUUAUUGAUGGUGUGUUAAAGUUGAUUACAUCCUAUCGUAAAAGUUUAAAUGGUCGUGAAGAAAUUGAAUUAAAUUUUCAUCGUGUACAGUCAGAUUUAACUCAAGUACAAAAACUUUAUCGAAGAUGUCAGCAAAAUUUGGAAGAAACACAAAGAUCAAAUGAAUUAAUCAAAGAAAGGGAAAAACAAGCUUUAAAUGAUAAAAAGUUACUUAAUGAUCGUUUGAAAUCUACAUGUAAUGAACUUCGUAAAGUUCAGUCAAAUUUCCAACGACAUGAAAUCCAAUUUCUACACGAACGUCGUAAGCUAGAGAAAGAAGCAACGGAUCUUCGGAAACGCUUAACAUUUUUAAUUGACAAAGCCACUCCUAACUGGAACAAAGGACAAAAAACAAAUAAACCGUCUUGUUCUCCAACGGUUUUAUCAAUGUCACAGUGGUUUUUAUCGUCAGAAGUUGAUAAAAAGCCUGAAAUAACAAAUGGGGAACCAUCCAGUUCCCGGAGAUUUGGAAGUACAAUUCGAACUAAUUCUGGUUUAGGUAGUGCCAAAUUUGAGUCAGUUACCUCAGUCAAUAACUUUGAUUCUCACAUCAAAGACGAUUUGGAUGUUCAAACCUCCAGGGCUGAUUUCUCAUCAUUAAUAGUUCAACAACUGGAAAGUCGCCAAAAUGACUUACUUUAUGAGAAUCGUGAACUUCGAGAUCUUGUCAGUCAACUCUCUUUAAGAAUGAUUCGAUUCACUGAUUUUCUCCAACGACAUUGUACUACAUGGGUACAAAAUGAUGAUAAUGUGCUUCACUCCAAUGAAUUCGAUGAUGAAUUCUUUUCACUUGAUGACGAAGAAGACGACGGCAAUGAGUAUUUUAGACGAGAAUCAUUCGACGAAGAUUAUUCAACUAUUGCCAUGUCUAAAGAAAAUGGUCGUAGAAAAUCAGCUCUUGUUAAUAAUCUUUUAAUUGAAUUACCGUAUGCAGUAAUUCGUGAUGAUCUUACCAGACGCGUACGUUAUGUAUCUCGAUGUCUUUGGUGUAAAUUAAAAUGUUUAGCCAAACACUAUACGACAAAAACAGGAGUAACAACAGAGAGAAAUGUAACAGAAAAUGUUGUAAAUUCACAAACUUUUGUAUUAGACCUCCCAAGGUCUGUUGAUGGAGAUAAUGAAUAUGAUGAAGUGGAACUAUUAAAAAGUCAGUUAGCUGAUGUGAAAUCUUUGGCUGGUUGUAAGUCUUUAUUAAAGGGGAAAAAGUUGAUUAUGGAGGAUAUUUUAUUCUCAAGUUAUAACUUGGACAAAAUGAAAUUUUUGGAUUUAACCAGUUCGAAUCCGGAACUUGAUGGGAAAAAUGAAGUACACUUUGACAAACAUAAUGUUCCUUUAUUAUUGAAGGAAUCCAGUAUUCGAAUUUCAAAGAAAAAUAGAACGGACAGCUCCUCAAAUUCAUCAGAUAAUUUACUUUAUUCUCCAUGUAAUUAAUCUUUGGCUUUUAUUAUCUAACUGGUUUUGACUUGAGGCAAGUGAGUUUUUAUGUAUGAAGAUGAAAGAUAAUAUGUGAACUUCAUGUGUUGACAUUGUUGAAGUUCACAAAUAGUUUAAACUAUUUUAACUGACCACGGCUUUAUCUACAUCGGAUAAUUCAGCUGGAAUGCAGGUACAUCCAGCUAACAAGUCCCUAGUACAACUGAACACACGUCCCGGAUUGCACUGCUAGCUACAUCUCAUCUAUUUUAUGCAUUGGAUAGUGUUCGUCUGUAUAGAAAACUAAAAUAUUCUUAGAGCGUUGACCAAUUACUUUAGUUUUAAUCACAAGUUAAAACGUUGAAUUCGAUUACGUUACUGUGAUUGCUCAUUGUGAAAGGAAACUGAUGUCGUUUUGUGAAAUACUUGAUCAUUAUCAAAUUGUAGUUUUCUUUCUACCUAUUCAUUUUCGUCCACUCAGUGAAAAACAAAAAAAAAACAGCUUAAACAAGCAACAUACUGAUUUUGUUGGAUGAAUUUUGUGUGAUCUAUUGCUGUUGUCUGAUCAUUGUUACAUUUCUGGAUUUUAAAAGCUAAACAAAAAUUCUGCACGUUAAUUUUCAUCUUAUAGUUUGGUACGCUAUUAGCAGACAUCACUAUUUCUAAAGUAUUCAGUUUGUCAGACAGACAAUCAUUCAGUAAUGUUGUUACAAAGAAAAUUCACAUGGAAUGAGCAGAUAAUUAGUCAUUCAUGAUCAAUAUAGAGUCUAGUACGGAAUACGCUUCGGCCCAAACUGGCAUACUUCGUUGGGACGACGAGGUAAAUAACAAACGAAUCGAAAGACAGUCUAAGAGCAAUGAUUUUGAGAAAGACAAAACGUGAAUAUGGUUUAAAGUGACAGUGGAAAGUUAUGCAUAAAGGGAUACUAGAAUUCAAGAUCUAGAGCAUGAUCAGAAGUUUAUGCAUCUGUGCCCUUAAGACCGAUUCUGAGCCAUGCAACUUUGACCACUGGUCGCUGUCAUCAUGUCAACUACAAACAGGUAAUCUGCACUUACACGGUUCUAACCAAGAGUCUAUAAAUUUAUGGACUAAUGGUACAUCUUGAUUUGGGUGCCUCUAUUUUUCGUCUUAUUUGCUUCUACACUGGCUUAAAGCCCACCGUGGAAGUUAGUGGUGGUUGAGCAUAUGUAAUUCAUCCCCUAACCACCUCAGUCGAUGGUGAUUCACAACCUCAUCAAUCGAUUCCCCACCUUCACCUAGCACUCUAUGCUAGAUAAAUGACCAAUGCUUCAAAGACACUUAUAAUCAAAAACCUUCAGCUUACACAUUUAGAGCCAAGUGAAUGUACUUUUUGGAAAUAACUUUAAGGCAUAAAACAAUCUAUCUGUUAGUUAGAUGGAAACUAAUGACACUAAAAUUCAUUCACAUUAAGGUGUAAUUCAAGGAAUUUGCAUUUUGUUUCGUUAUUUUUAUUUAACCGAAUGACACUUUGUUAGAGAAAACACUAGUAUUCCUAUGUUUAUACUAUUGUAUGCUCUGUCCUUUUCUCUGCUGACUCAACUAUAUGUGUGUAAUUUUGAUUAAAUGAUUGAAGUUCUUUUAGAAACUGAAAAUAAUGAUAGAUAUGUCCGUGGAGAUAAGCUGUUCAGUACUGAUCAUACUGAUUUCAAUUAUAGUUAAAAUAAUGUAUUCUUAUUUGUGAACAGUUAAACUUUCUGUAUCAUUAUUAGCAAGUGUUUAAACUAUCUUGGUAAUAUUCAAUGAUAUAUUUCGAUCAGUCUUCGUUGGCAUUUGUGAAUUGUAUACGAAUUGACUUAGUAUGAUCAAGAUACAGUCCUAAAUAUUAACACCAGAAUAAUUCAAACCCUUACUACUAAAUGAUGUAAACAUCUUACCCAUUAAAUACGUCAGUGGCUAUCUGGAUUCAGUGAAUAACACUGGCGAAUCUUAGUGUAAACAUCAGCACUGAGAUCUGUGUAGACCAAAACAGACAAGACUGUCGACCUGAAAACGAUCGCUUGCUACAAUCCGUCCUUUUUGACAAUAAAAUAAUAAUUCUUACACUACUUUCUACCUCGCUCAUCAAACCCAUAGAAUACAUUGCAUUCAUUUACCCAUAUGUAUAUAUGCACAAGCGAUGUACUAAUUUGAAUGCUUUUUUAAGUCUAUCCAUCACAUAUUAAUUUCUUAUUACAAAUAAUAAUCAAUCAAGAGGACACUGAUAAUACAAGGUUUUGUAGUUCUUGAUCCCCUUUAUUGAUUUUAACUAACUAUUUAGUUAACCUUUUUCUAACUCUUAUUUUGUAGUCUACUUUUUUUUUCUCUCUCUCUCUCUCUCUCC
Molecule: messenger RNA, 4376 nt
Organism: Schistosoma haematobium
Lineage: Eukaryota; Metazoa; Platyhelminthes; Trematoda; Strigeidida; Schistosomatidae
Gene: SSX2IP
Product: Afadin- and alpha-actinin-binding protein
Exons: 9
Coding region: 349-2052 (567 amino acids)
Source: RefSeq, a predicted model, not a curated record